Dendrobium catenatum is the source of this 1851-nucleotide messenger RNA. RefSeq lists its product as uncharacterized. The coding region runs from base 1 to 1851 and encodes 616 amino acids. Lineage: Eukaryota; Viridiplantae; Streptophyta; Magnoliopsida; Asparagales; Orchidaceae. The record is from RefSeq and is a predicted model, not a curated record. The transcript has 2 exons.
AUGCGUGCAUUUCGGUCGGACUAUUUGGGCGGUUCAGCAUUUUUUUGCCCUAAUUUCUCGGCUAUUUGCACAAAACCUGUUCGGUUCCGCGCCGAGAACGGGAGAAGGAAGCGGCGUUCAGUUCGCCUCUGCCUCCAUCGCAAGUUCGCGAGUGCGCGAUCAGUUCGCCUCUGCCUCCAUCGCGAGUGCGCGAUCAGUUCGCCUCUGCCUCCAUCGCCCAGCAGCUUAUUGUUUUUCCAAAAGGUUCGUCCAGUCGUCCAGUCGCCGACUCUGCAGGCCGAGAGACUGACAGUCGGCAUUCAGUUCGGCAGUCGGCAUAUUCUCUCAGGCAAUCCCAUCUUCAGUUUUUCUGAUCAAAUAGCUGAAGGGUUGAAGAUUAUGGAGAAGUAUUUUAAGAAGGCCUCACAAUCUUGCAUAUCAAUACCAAUAGAAGAUUCAAGAACGAAUGAUGAGGAAAAAAAUAAAAAAAGAAAUCGAACAUUUGGUGAAUCAUCAAACAACGAGCUUACAAAUCUAGAGAACCUUCAAUCAGAUCCUGGUUUACGUAUACCUAUUUCUGAAUUUAGUUUUAAUAUUCGUGAUCAAAUUCGAAGAGCAUAUUUGCAAAAAGGUCCAUGUCAGCCUCGCAAUCAUGACUUUCCCAAGAGUAAGUUUGGAAUAAAAGAUAGACGUUUCAAUCCGAAGUGGUUUGAUAAAUACUCUAGUUGGUUAGAGUAUAGUAUUCAAAAGGAUAAAGCAUAUUGUUUAUAUUGCUAUCUUUUUGGAGUAGAAGGUAGAGGAAAAGAAGAGGAUGAAGCAUUUCGCAAAAAUGGUUUCUCGAAUUGGAAAAAACCAGAUAGAUUUGAUAUUCAUAUAGGAGGACCAAGUAGUGCUCAUAAUAAUGCAAGGCAAAGUUGUGAUGAUUUAAUGAAACAAGAUCAACAUAUCAACUUUGCCUUGCAGAUGCAGUCUGAUCGAGUUACAAAUGCUUAUCGUAUCCGACUAAAUUCUUCCAUUGAUUGUGUAAAAUUCCUUCUAAGACAAGGAUUGGCUUUUCGAGGGCAUAAUGAAAGUUUUGACUCCAAAAAUCAAGGAAAUUUUCUUGAGUUACUGCAAUUCUUAUCAAAUCAUAAUGAAGAUAUAAAAAAUGUUGUACUGAAGAAUGCUCCUGAAAAUUUGAAAUUAACAGCCCCUGAAAUUCAGAAAGAUAUUUGUAGAGCCAUCUCUAGUGCAAUUACAGACUAUAUAAAAGCAGAGGUUGGUGACAGUUUCUUCUCUAUUCUCGUUGAUGAAGCUCGUGAUGUAUCAGGAAAGGAACAAAUGGCUAUCAUUAUACGAUAUGUGACAGAAAAAGGGCAAAUUACUGAACGUUUGUUGGGUAUUGUACAUGUUCCUGAAACGUCAGCUCGAUGUCUCAAAAAAGGAGUUGAAGAAGUCCUCUCAAAUUAUAGUUUGUCUUACUCUAAAAUUCGCGGUCAAGGUUAUGAUGGUGCAAGUUAUAUUCAUUGCUUUUCACAUCAGCUACAGUUAGCUUUGGUUGCAGUUGCGAAAAAUCAUGUUCAGAUUGCACUAUUGUUUACUAUAAUUUCAAAUGUGAUGAAUAUUGUGGGUGUUUCAUGCAAACGUCGUAAUCAACUAAGAGAUAAACAACGCGAUAUGACAUUAAGUGCAUUACACAAUGGUGAGGUGUUCACAGGACGAGGAUUAAAUCAAGAAAUAUCUUUACGGCGACCUGGUGAAACAAGAUGGGGUUCUCAUUAUGAGUCACUAAUAAGAUUGAUUACAAUGUUCUCCUCAGUUGUUCAUGUGCUUGAAAUAGUUUUGGAGGAUGGGAUAAGUUCUGAACAAAGAGGAGAAGCAUUUGCAUAUUAG